AUGGCACAACCAAAGACAAUACCAGAAUCAACAGUACAGAUCGAGAAAGAAAAAACUGAAAACAAAAAUUUUGCAGAUCUUAUUAUAGAUGAACAAACUAUUGCAGCUGCCAUACGUGAACAAGAUGGUGAAUUAGUAUCGCUUCAUAGAGAUGUUGUUGCUGAAAAAUGGACUCUUUCAUUAGGAUAUGGUUAUGCGACUCAGUGGCAGAAAGCAACCGAAAAAGAUGAAAUAUCAAAUAGAAACGGCGUAUUUGUUCUUAGCCUAGUGGGUAAUACGACAGUUGGUAAAAGUUUUGUGACAAAACGUCUGUUAACAAAUACCGAAUAUGGCCCACAACUUGUUGACGAAAACAAGAUGGAAAGACUUAGCAGAGAAAAUGCUGGUGCUAGACUAUGA
Molecule: messenger RNA, 399 nt
Organism: Rotaria sp. Silwood1
Lineage: Eukaryota; Metazoa; Rotifera; Eurotatoria; Philodinida; Philodinidae
Source: the annotation of a GenBank genome assembly